AUGGUGCAUGGACGUGGACUGAUGGCACUCCGUGGGACUACAGUCAGCAAAUAUGCACUGAGGGUGGCAGCGACUUUUUGGUGCGUGAUCGUUAGCACAACAGACGACGAUUGUACGGGUGACUGCGGGGAGGGUUUCGGCGGAUGGGUGACUGCAGAUCCGCCCGAUGCUGAGGCUAUUCCCUAUUUCGUUUGCAAGAAGCCAAAUGUC
This is a messenger RNA of Mesorhabditis belari, 210 nucleotides long. NCBI's taxonomy places the organism in Eukaryota, Metazoa, Nematoda, Chromadorea, Rhabditida, Rhabditidae. The record is from the annotation of a GenBank genome assembly.